AUAUGACGUACCUCUUUCGCCCUUGCUUUGCGACGCUCUCCUUUUCACAGAGCGUUGGUUUAUCUUAAAAAUUUAGGAUUUAAGACAACUUUUGACGCUUCUACACAAUGUCUUUCACUGAAGAGGAAUCCUCGGUCCUUCAACGCACCACAGAGCCAAAGUUGGAGAGCUUUUUGUUCACCUGCGAGCUGUCUUCUAAAGUACCCUUCUACACUUUCCAAGGAGAUGAAGAAGAGGAUCUCGAACACUUUCUGGAACUUAGAACCAUUUGCCUUGGUGAGGGAGCCAAGGAGGAGAGCAACGUGGUGGAGGUAAUAGCCAUUAACCAUCUGGGAAAGAAAAUCUCAGUACCCAUAGCCAACCUUCACAUCAAGUGUCUGCCCAUGGUGAGUCUGGGAGAGUUUGAGCUGAAAGCCCCAGUGACUCUACGACUCAAAGCUGGAACAGGACCAGUUUCUGUCAGCGGCCUGCACCUUAUCGUCCCACAGAAUGAAGACUCCGAUCAGGAUGAGGAGGAAGGCGAAGAUGAGGAGGAAGAGGAUGUUGAGGAAGAGGAGCUUCCUGCUAUCAAACCAGCAAAGAAGAAGAAGAACCAGUAGACAAAGAGGACACUUAAAUGGCUGUCGAUGUGAGAAGUGAUCAGGUUUUUUUUGUACCAGAUGGACAGAUUUUACACCCUCUUCCACACAGCUGCGUGAAAGCUCAGCGCGGUGGCAGCUAAACACGGCGUUAAAAUGAUUGGAAAAGACAGUUAUUUGAAUAAGAAGCGUUUUUUGAUAUCAAAAUAUCCACUUUUUUCUUUUUUACUGUGUAUAUAGUGACAUUCCUAUUGUAGUAAAUUUCACUGUACUAUCACUGGUGGGAGGAAAAAAAAAAAAAAAACACGCCUGUUGCCACCAGCCAAUGCUAAUGUCAUUUAUAACAUUGCGUUUGUCCUGUUCAAGGAGAAACGUUCUGAAUGAAACAGGUGAUUUAUAUGCAGUUCAAUAAAUGACAAUUAUCUUCAAUGUUGAAAAUAAGUUUUGCUCAGAAUUUUACAUACACUCUCAGGAAUGCAUCAGUUCUGUGCUUUUUGUGAUUUUUAUCUAAGAAGUUUUCAUUUCAGGCUGGUUUAAUAUACAACUAUAAUGAAUUUCACAGC
Molecule: messenger RNA, 1141 nt
Organism: Poecilia latipinna (sailfin molly)
Lineage: Eukaryota; Metazoa; Chordata; Actinopteri; Cyprinodontiformes; Poeciliidae
Gene: npm3
Product: nucleophosmin/nucleoplasmin, 3
Exons: 5
Coding region: 108-599 (163 amino acids)
Biological process (GO): chromatin remodeling
Cellular component (GO): nucleoplasm; cytoplasm; nucleolus
Molecular function (GO): RNA binding; histone binding; chromatin binding
Source: RefSeq, a predicted model, not a curated record